Theileria parva strain Muguga is the source of this 4487-nucleotide messenger RNA. RefSeq lists its product as uncharacterized. NCBI's taxonomy places the organism in Eukaryota, Apicomplexa, Aconoidasida, Piroplasmida, Theileriidae. The transcript has a single exon. Bases 331 to 4467 code for a protein of 1378 amino acids. The record is from RefSeq and is a predicted model, not a curated record.
AGGAAUUAUAAAAUUUUCAAAUCUAUAAGUUGCAAUACAUUCUGGGGGCUACUUUGGCCGAGAUAAGGAAGUCGUGAAUUUUGGGGAAUAAGAUGCCCAGAUUUAUUUAUUAUGAUUUAAAUUUUGGUUGUUAUAUUUUUUAAUAUCUAGAAAAUUGUUUUUCAAAACAAAAGGCCCAAAAGUUUUUGAUUUAAGAAUAAUGCAAUUCGGCCAUUUUGUAUCUGGCUGUAUUUUUCUUAAAUCCGGGAAUUUUUCCAAAAAUAACACAUAUUCACACUUAUCGCAAAAAUAUCUAUAAUGUUUUAACAUAAAAUAUGAGAUUUUUGUGCAAUGCCUGUCACUAUGAAUUGCCCUGAAAUCGAGGGCGACAUGGACUCCGUUCUCGUGUACAAUAAGUCAAAUUACAAAAACUAUGUACUGAGACGGAAAACAAAGUCCACAAGCCCCUCAACAAGCUCAAUGGAGAAUGAUAAUCAGUCAACAUUGCUAAGGCAGGACACAUUCUACGUGGAUUCUACGUUUGAAGACUCAAAUUUAGAAACAGCGUCCACAUUUGAAAAAUAUGAUUCUCUAGAGUAUGAAGAAUUUGAAACAGAAGAUUUGCAACCGAGUAAAAUCAAGUACAGACCAAGAACACUGCUAGAAGCAGUGGAUUUUAUGUUGUCAAUAUUGGACGAUUUGGGAGAGAAGUACAAUAAAUGGAAGUAUAAUAACUUCGGAUUUUACAGGUUUUACUGCCACAAAUACAAUUUAGCAAACUUCUCAGACUCAAGACCAUAUUACACGAAAAUCCUUAGCCAAUUGGAUACACUAGAUACACUAUCUCAACUUUCAUCUCCAGACUUUAAAACAAACACAGAUGCCUCUAUAUACUCUCCAGAUUUUAUAGUAGAUAAAGUCCUCUGCCAAUUAGAUGAACUGGUAAGCUGCUUCUGCAGUAAAAAUUGCGCUUUUGGAAUGUCGCAAGGUUACUCCCACACGUGUUCAGACAAUCACGUGAAUCACAGUUCGCUGAAGUGGAAGUACCCGCAAGGCUCAGAAACAUACCUGGGUAUAAAAGGAGCGCCAAAAGAGAAGAGUAUUUUAACAGAUAAAAGCAAAAACACAGAUAAAACAAGUCCAUUGGACUGGAGUAGACCAUUUAACAGGAUUUAUCAUAUGGAUAAAAAUUUAUUUCAAACGACAUUCACAUCAGAAACCAUACCAGAAUUAAUGACACUCAUUGAGAAACCAAACCAAGAAAAUAAUUUAGAUAAGUCAAAUAUCCAAAGCAUACAAACGCCCCAAGAUAUGUUGGAAACAUGCUUCAUUAGAGACAUGGGAGCAUACGAUAACUGCGUAAUGGAGUUCUUUUCAGAAAGGGGAAUAAUGCACAACUUCAGCUACCCGUACUGCAGAGGCGAGGAGACGUCGUACACACACCCCUUCAUAAGAGCAGCAGUGUGCUACAACUGCGGGAAAAUCUGCAGAUGCAAAUGCCAGAGGAAGAUAUUUAGAACAUUUAGCAGGUUUUACACGCAAACGGAUGAAAAGAAUUAUCCCCUAGAAAGCAUAUCCAUAGAGUACGUAAACCAAAUAUACGGAUAUUUGAAGGCUAAAUCAAGGAUAUCUGACACUUUGGAGUCAGAUACAGAGAAUAAAAGUAAAAGGGAGCGAAAACAUAACAAUAUGACAUCACUGGAGUUGAACACCAUAUACUCACACUCAAUAAACACGGAAGUGGGCAGGGUUCAAUUCCUAGUUAGUCCUAUAGAGAAUCAGUUAACGCCGAGAAGGUAUAGGCCUAAUGUGCCAAGUCAGGCGGGAGAAGAGGCAAAGGAGAGUAUACCAUACGAUGAGGACCGAUAUAUGGGUUCAGUGUAUUACUCUAACCUUUUCAAAGCUAGUGAGUGUAACGUUAGCCUGGAGGAGAUUUUCAAAGUAAUCAACAACGUGCCUUUCCCAUGCGUAUCGGAGGAGCAUUUGGAAUUUUACAAGAAGGUGGAAUGGUAUGAUCUGUACAGAUCACCCUGGUGGUGUAUGGAUAGUAAGUACGAGCAAACAAAGAUAUACGAGGAAGAGGGGUACCUAAAUUCAUACAUCAUGAACACGCUGGACUCGCUGGGAUACCUGACUAACGUGAGAUAUGACACGAGCCUAAAGGUUAUUGGAGUGGGCCACUACAGCAGCGAUAACGACUCAUAUUGGCGUUAUUUCUACACGAAUGAUAAUAUCUGGAAGGUUUUUAGAGAAGCAAUUGAGUAUUUAAUUUUGAUAAGCACACUUCCGGAAUAUAUAUACCUGGACCAUGGCCAGUCGUGCUGGAUUCUGAUAACAAAGAGUGCACAGAAGAUGUUCUCAAUUUACCCAUCACUCAUAAAGUCAUACCACGAUCUUGUAACAUAUUACAAGUCUAACUCUCCUAAGAGGGAUCACAGAGGGAAACAGAAGAACACAGCUGAUAGGGAUUGUGAAAGGCAAAUGAACCAUCUUGAGAGAAAGGAAGACUACGGAGAAGAAAACUUCGAUAUUAAAAGAGUUAGCGCGCAUGAAUGCACAGUUGCAGAUGUCUUGAGAGUGUCAUUGAAGAGGAAAAUGGUGUCAUCAGGAGAGUCAUUUACACCGAGAAGGUAUUAUGUGGAGAAGUCAUCAACGCUAACGCCAUCAAUCAGGCUUAAGCUGGACCACGAGCUUAUAUACCAAGGCAUAUUCGCAUCAACGCCCAAUAGCAGCUACUACAGCGCAUUCUCAAACAGUGUGGAUUUAUACCGCAAUAACGGGCCACCAUUAUUCUCCCCAACGCCAGGGAAGUUUUCCAGUAUAUUUAACGCGUACGCUGGAGGGAAAGAUCUAGGUUUAGAUUCCGGGGAAAUCGGUGCUGGAAAGAGGAUUAAAGGAGGCAAAGUUAUUGACCUAAAGUUGAAUAACCUGAAUGUGUUGCUGUCACAGUACCCAGAUGCCAGGUCACAGUACACCAGGAUCAUUAAGCACGCAAAUGAACUGAGGUUUCAGUCUUCAAUUCUGAUAUCAGACUUGAGCUCGCCAGCCUUCAGGAGUUCUGGGAAUCCAAAUCCACACGUCAGCCAUUCUGAUUUUAACAGCUAUUGCUAUGAAACCCCAAGACACUUAAAUAGCAAUUAUGUGAGCAUUAGUAAAAUAAUGGACGAAAGGGUGCAGGAUCUGCCAAUGUUUGACGUGUUCUACAACGAUUACUCGAAUAGCUGGAUUUGCAUGCUUGAUGUGGUGCCAUGCCUGGUGUGCCCAGUCGAGUGCCAAAAUAACGGAUCAUGUCUUCAUUUCACACAUGGUAAGAGGCUGAUUGAGUUCAUUUGUAAGAAGAUGAAGCCGUCAGACGUAAAGUAUACGUAUCCACAGACUAACGGCAGAGGCCCCAGUAGUUACCAGCCAAAGAAGUCACAAAUAGUUCUGAUCAGCUUCUCAGUUGAGGAGUUUGGGAACGAAAGAGCGAAGCUGUUGGCAACACAGCUGAAAGCGACGUAUAAAAUGCAAGCACUAAACAGUAUGCUGAUCAACGUAAAGCAGAACCAUAAUAGCUCGAAGGACCACGCAUUUAGGCGUAAUGACAGACCUAGCACGUGUAUUGAAAUGAAACUUCUCCACAACGCUAUCACAGCACAACUGUCAUCAAUGAUCUCAACAAACUCAUUUAUCUCAUCGAGUGAGACAAAUUACCUAAAUGGAAUAGAUGAUGAACUGGAUGAAACGUGUUAUAAGAUGAAUCAGCUGUGCACGUCACCGAUGUCGGAAGAUGACUCUCAAAAGGUAAAUGAUUCGAGUGAAGAUAACUCUCAAAAGGUAAGUGAUUCGAGUCAAGAUGAAGAUACAUCUUGUGUAUGUUAUAAGUACGGAAGAUUUCUUACAGGAAUGAGAGGAGUGUUCCCAGUAUCAGAGAUAUUAAACUACGAUAAGAACAUGCACGUAUUCUGCAAGUUGCUGGAAGUGGAAAAGGUAAUGAACAUAGUUUCUGAAAACAUACACUUCUGCUCAACUCACGCCUGUUUCAUGACGACAUGGAUAGAUAUAAUGGGACAGAGAAGAAUAAUGUAUCACCCGAUUUAUAAGUACAUAAACAUAAGGUCGUUUAAUAAUUACUCAAAGCGGUUUGACGCAGACUGGCCGGAAGCAAUAGAAUCCCACAACGCCUAUACUCUGUGCUACGACGCAGUUGAGGCCUCGAAAAAGUUCUCACAAGCAAAUGACGCAAUCGCAGACGCAUUUUACCUCCUACUCAACCUGCAGGAAAUAAUCAACGAGGCGCUCAUAUCAGGCCUCGCACUCGCCGUCAGAACCAUCAGCGACGCCAGCCAGGAAAAAGCACUCCUGAGAAGACUCCACCUAAUAUACAGGCGCUUCAAACUCUCCAGUCAAACCGUGCGCAACUCGCUAAUUUUCUCCAAGGAACUGCUGUUCCCAUUUGGUGCUCUCUACGACGAAGCCACACCACCCGUUUCUGAUGAUGAUGUUUAAUUUUAAUGUAUUACACUAAA